AUGGUCACCUCCGAAGACUGGACCUCAAGCAAAUGGGCAAAGGAGCCACAAGGUAAAAGAAUGGCACAAACUUUGUUGAUGCCUUCAUUUUGGAAUACUGUUGUGUUUGCCCUUAAGGUCUCGGGUCCUUUUGUCAAAGUGCUUAGAUUGGUUGAUACCGAGAAGAAACCUCCCAUGGGAUACAUUUAUGAGGCAAUGGAUAGGACAAAAGAAUGCAUUGCAAGUUCAUUUGAUCAUAAAGAAGAGAAGUAUAACGAAAUCUUCGAAAUCAUCGACAAAAGAUGGGAUGUCCAAUUACAUCGGCCUUUACAUGCAGCUGCGCAUUUUCCUAAUCCAGAAUUCUUUUACCCAAAAGCGUUAGAGGUGCAAAAAGAUCAUGAAGUGAUGAAUGGAUUUUAUGAAUGCAUGCAAAGGUUGGUCCCGGAUGUCACUGUUCAAGAUUUGAUCACUAAUGAGAUGAGUAUUUAUAUGAAGGCUGAGAGUCUUUUUGGCAAGGCUGUUGCAAUUAGGCAAAGAAAUACAAGAGCACCAGCUGAUUGGUGGGCAUAUGGUUCUAAAACUCCAAACUUGCAAACUUUUGCCAUAAAAGUCCUUAGCCUAACAUGUAGUUCAUCGGGUUGUGAACGAAAUUGGAGUGUAUUCGAACAUCAUCAUAGCAAGAAAAGAAAUAGAUUGGAACAACAACGUCUCAAUGAUUUAGUGUAUGUCAAAUACAAUAGAACAUUGAGAUUUAGGUAUGACAUGCGCAACACUCUUGAUCUCAUAUCUUUCCAAAAUAUUAAUGAAAGCAAUGAGUGGUUGCUUGGGAGGAUGGAUGGAGAAUCAGAUGAAGAUAAUGAGCAUGUGUUUGAUGAUGAUGAUGGCUUGACGUGGGCCACUGUUGCUAGAGCUUUUGGAGUAGAAGAAAAUAGCCAUGCAAGUAGAGCAACAAGUUCACGCUCAAAGGCACAACCGAGUAUAUCUAAAUCAUCAACAUUGACUCCACUUCAAUUAAUAGAUGAAGAGGAAGCGGACUCAGAUGACACAGAGGAGGAAGAUGUUGAGGGAUAUAAAUCAACUGAUGGAGAAAAAGAUGUUGCCAUUGAUGUUGAGGAUGAUGAUUGA
Molecule: messenger RNA, 1104 nt
Organism: Camellia sinensis
Lineage: Eukaryota; Viridiplantae; Streptophyta; Magnoliopsida; Ericales; Theaceae
Source: RefSeq, a predicted model, not a curated record